Messenger RNA from Emiliania huxleyi CCMP1516, 567 nucleotides. RefSeq lists its product as hypothetical. Gene Ontology annotation, cellular component: cytoplasm; nucleus. NCBI's taxonomy places the organism in Eukaryota, Haptophyta, Isochrysidales, Noelaerhabdaceae. Gene Ontology annotation, molecular function: protein binding. The annotation marks the transcript as partial. The record is from RefSeq and is a predicted model, not a curated record. The transcript has a single exon.
AUGCUCAUUCAGAGCCCGCAGAGCCCGCGCUCCAAGUCUCCAAAGAGCCCUCGCGGGAUCCUCAAAAAGUCGCCGACUCCCCCAGCAGCCCCGCUGCCAAAGGCGGUGGAGAGAACGCUGUCGCUCUCCGAGACUUCCAACCACAGCGAGUCUUCCAACCUCUCCGAGUGCUCGAGCAGCUCGCCGCGCCGCCGCCGCAGGGCAAUCAUCCUCGACCGGCCAUCCGCCGGGAGCGAGACCGAGUCCUCCGAUUAUGAGCUGAUAGAUGGACUCGCGAGCGCUGCGGCGGCGCUGAAGGCGGCCGUCGAGGCGGAGGACGUCGAGGCGGCGCGCGCGCUGGUGCACGAGCACCCCGCCGCCGUCAAGCAGUGGCGGGAGUGCCGCACGCUGCUGCACGAGGCGGCCUCCGACGGCAACCUCUCCCUCAUUAGCCUGCUGCUCGGCGCGGGCGCGCCCCUGUGGCGGGCGGACGAGGAGGGGCAGACGGCGCUGCACGCGGCGUGCGCCUCCGAGCAGGUCGAGGCGGCGCGGCUGCUGUCGGAUCAGACGCCGUGCUGGGAGCUGACG